AUGGAAGGCUUAUAUUCAAUAUAUUCUCUAGCUCGUAGUAUUCUCCUGAUAUUACUUCUCUCCACUUCCUCCAUUAGUUUAAUCUCCGCCCUUGACAAAACAAAUGUGGAAUUCAUCAGAACAUCAUGCAGUUUGACAAGUUACCCUACACUCUGCUUCAACUCUCUGUCUACUCAAUCAGGUGCAAUCCAAACAAGCCCUAAGCUGCUAGCCCAAACAGCUCUAUCAGUCACCCUUGACACCACCCGCACCACAACCACAGCAAUGGUAAAAUUGUCACAAGUGCAUGGCAUGGCUCCCCGGGAGGUUUCUGCCAUGAAAGACUGUAUCGAGUUGAUGAGUGACACGGUGUAUGAGUUGAAAAGGUCACUUGAGGAGAUGAGUCGACCGGGUUCUAAAGAUUUCAGGUUGGUGAUGAGUGAUAUAGAGACAUGGGUGAGUUCUGCAUUGACGGAUGAAGAUACGUGCUCUGAUGGAUUUGUUAAUGAUCCGAAAAUGAAAAGUGUGGUGAGAGGAAAGAUUGUGAAUAUCGCCCAUUUAGCUAGUAAUGCUUUGGCUUUGAUCAACAGUUAUGCUUCUCUACACGGAUAG
Molecule: messenger RNA, 591 nt
Organism: Lactuca saligna
Lineage: Eukaryota; Viridiplantae; Streptophyta; Magnoliopsida; Asterales; Asteraceae
Source: the annotation of a GenBank genome assembly